Messenger RNA from Dichomitus squalens LYAD-421 SS1, 4206 nucleotides. Its product is annotated as 3-hydroxy-3-methylglutaryl-coenzyme A reductase. The transcript has 8 exons. Gene Ontology annotation, molecular function: protein binding; hydroxymethylglutaryl-CoA reductase (NADPH) activity. The record is from RefSeq and is a predicted model, not a curated record. The coding region runs from base 252 to 3911 and encodes 1219 amino acids. Gene Ontology annotation, cellular component: peroxisomal membrane; endoplasmic reticulum membrane. NCBI's taxonomy places the organism in Eukaryota, Fungi, Basidiomycota, Agaricomycetes, Polyporales, Polyporaceae. Gene Ontology annotation, biological process: isoprenoid biosynthetic process; ergosterol biosynthetic process; coenzyme A metabolic process.
CCCUCGUCGCUCGUGUCGACGCCGUCUUCAUCGACAACCUCUCCGCAGGCGCGCUCAUCCGCGCCCGCACCAAAGGCCCCGCCGCCAUAGACGAACUCUAGACCGCAGUCGGUGCAGGUCGUCUGCAAGCUCACGCAACGCCUGCUAAUUCCACUCCAUAGACCUACUUAUUCCCUCCAUUUAUUGGGCCGAACUGCGUUUCGUCUUCCCUCCCACACUUCUACUACUUGCUCUCCCACCCGUUUCCCAAUAUGCGCGCCGUCUUACGACCGCUGUCCACCCACACCGUCUUCUCCCCCAUUGAGACGUGUGUCUCCGUCUUUGUCCUCGCGACUCUCGCAUACUUCCACAUCCUCUCUGGCAUUAAGCACUCUUCCUUCUUCGCCUCGUCGCAACCGCCUGCCCUGCGCCCGACAUACGCGCGGCUUACCGACGGUGAAUGGGUUGCUGUGUCUCGACACGACUGGACGGAGGCCUGGAAGCAUCCGGGUGGUAGCAUUAACGCAUUGGAGUUGCAGCAGGUCAUCUUCACCCUAGAUGACAACGCACAGGCAUCUGCUCCCCUGGACGCUUCUUCUAUCGCGCAGUAUCUUGUAACAGAGCUCCCCGGUCCCUCUGGCAAGCCGUACUCGUCCAUCUGCCACCACUCAAACUCUUCCGAGUCUGCGUGCUUCGUCAAUGUCUCGGAGCCCGGGUCGUCUCCUGUUCUUACCCUUUCCUUCAAGCCUGGAACUCGGGAGGAUUGGCUCAGCGUGCUCAGGAACGAGAAGUCGAUCACGGUUGAUGGAGUCAAGUAUGAUGUUGAUGCUGGUCAGGAGAGCAUCAGGGAGAUGAAGAGCAGCAAGUGGGUCGCAUACGCGCUCAGCGCGCUCGUCUUGCGCUUCUGGGAGCUCACCAAGAAAGCGGACUCGCUGGACAUUCUAGUCGUGCUAACGGGUUACAUCCUGAUGCAUCUGACCUUCUUGAGGCUGUUCCUGUCUUCGCGUGCAUUGGGUUCGAACUUCUGGCUGUCCACUGGCAUCUUCUCAUCCGCCAUCAUUUCGUUCCUCUUUACCCUUCCUCUAUGCCGAUCAUUGGACAUCCCGCUUGAUCCCAUCGCGCUGACCGAAGCCUUACCUUUCUUGGUCUGCACCGUUGGAUUCGAUAAGCCUCUGCGUCUUGCGCGUGCAGUGAUGGCGCACCCCCACAUGCUCAAGCCCCAAGAAGACGGUCGCAUGAAAACAGCCGGCGACGUCAUCCUCGAAGCGCUCGAUCGUGUCGGCAACGUCAUUCUCCGGGACUAUGCUCUGGAAAUCGCCGUCCUCUUUGUUGGUGUCAAUAGCCGCGUUGGGGGCCUGAAGGAGUUCUGCGCCGUCGCCGCCGUUUCCCUUGCCAUGGAUUGCGUGAUGACUUUCACACUGUACACGGCAGUGUUGACCAUCAUGGUGGAGGUUCGUCGCAUCAAGAAGGUCCGCGAUAUGUCAAAGUCCCGGUCUCGUUCUGGCUCCAUCACUGCCAUCACGGCCAACGGCACGGCAGUCCGCAGUGUUCUGUCACGUACCAGCAGCAAGCAGAACCUCGUAGCUCAGGAGGCUCCGAAGAACUUGCGCGAGCGAGUUACGGAUUCUGCGAUUGGCGUCAAGGGCUCAUUCCUGAAGGAUGGUGGCAAAUUGCAGGAAGCUGAGGAGAACCCUAUGGCAAGGCUCAAGCUGCUCCUGAUUGCUUCCUUCCUGACUCUCCACAUACUAAACUUCUGCACUACCCUCACCCCUGCCACCGCGAACGCACGUCAUCAGAGACAUCCGCUUGCGACUGCUCCCGAAGUUGUCACUUCUCGGCGUGUCGACAUCACCAGCCCUGCCAUCGCGAGCGUUCUCUCUACCCUUGUCGUCUCUGAGAGCGCCUCAUAUCUAGUCGAGGGCACGGAGCCGGUCGAACUCAUCGUCAAAGUCGCUCCCCCGGUCUAUGUUCGUGCCAUUCCCACCGCUGCUCCCCGUACUGCGAAGCCCAACACUGGCGAGGCGUUCGAGGACUUCAUGUCCUCAUGGAGCUCGCUUGUCGGUGAUCCCGUCGUCUCGAAGUGGAUUGUCGCGCUCCUCGCGGUUAGCGUUGCGCUCAACGGUUACCUGCUGAAGGGCAUCGCUGCUGGUUCUGGUCUCGCGGCUAUGCGUGCGGUGCGCGACCGGGGCGUCAGAUUCCGCUCACGCGCCCGUUCCAUCGUCAAAAUUGCGGACGAACCUGAGGAGGAGCACUCGCCGGCCCCUGUGAUGAUCAUGGCCAGCGUCGCUCCCGUCAUUGAGGCCUCAGCACCUGUCCCAGUUCCGGAGCCCGAGCCUGCCCCCGUUCCUCGCCUCCCGAUGUCUGUGCUCAGUCGCCCGCUCAAUUUGGAGACAGUCGACAAGAAGCUCCAAGACGCCCUUCCUAUCCGGUCGCCCGCUCCCUUCGAGCCCAUCACGCCCCAGACCCCUGAGGUCGAGCCUGAUCAGGUCGAGGUCCGCUCUCUCGCUGAGUGUGUCGACAUCUUUGAGAAUGGCCCCCGCCCUGUUUCAGUGGCGCUCAAGACGCUCAACGAUGAGGAAGUUAUCCUUCUGUGUCAGACUGGCAAGAUUGCGGCCUACGCUUUGGAGAAGAUGCUCGGCGACUUCGAUCGCGCCGUCCGCAUCCGUCGCGCCCUCAUCUCUCGUGCUUCGCGGACGAAGACACUCGAGAACUCGGCCAUCCCGAUGAAAGGCUACGAUUACUCUCGCGUCAUGGGAGCGUGUUGCGAGAACGUCAUCGGCUACAUGCCCCUUCCUCUCGGUAUCGCCGGCCCGCUCAAGAUCGAUGGUCUCAUGUAUCCCAUUCCGAUGGCCACCGCUGAGGGUACUCUCGUUGCAUCCACGUCUCGUGGCUGCAAGGCUCUCAACGCUGGCGGAGGUGUGACGACCGUUCUCACUGCCGACGGUAUGACCCGUGGUCCCGCCAUCGACUUCCCGUCAAUCGUCCGCGCCGCUGAGGCGAAAGCAUGGAUUGAAUCUGAGGACGGCUACGCGACUGUGAAGGAGGCCUUCGAGUCGACGUCCCGUUUCGCCAAACUCCAGAAGAUCAAGUGCGCUCUCGCGGGCCGCACGCUGUUUGUCCGCUUCGCGACUCGCACUGGUGAUGCGAUGGGCAUGAACAUGAUCUCGAAGGCGACGGAGAAGGCGCUCGAGGUUCUCAGCCAUGAGUUCCCUGAGAUGAUCGUCCUUGCGCUUUCGGGCAACUACUGCACGGAUAAGAAGCCGGCUGCCAUCAACUGGAUCGAGGGGCGUGGCAAGAGCAUAGUCGCGGAGGCGGUCAUUCCCGGCAAGGUUGUCAAGAGCGUGCUCAAGACCACCGUCGAGAGCUUGUGCAACGUGAACACGAAGAAGAACCUCAUCGGAAGCGCGAUGGCGGGCUCUGUCGGUGGCUUCAAUGCGCACGCAGCAAACAUCCUCACCGCUGUGUUCCUUGCGACUGGUCAAGACCCCGCGCAGAACGUGGAGAGCUCGAAUUGUAUGACCCUCAUGGAGCCAACAAAUGGUGGCGAGGACUUACUCGUGACCAUCACCAUGCCCUGUAUCGAGGUCGGCACUGUCGGUGGUGGCACUAUCCUCGAGCCCCAAGGUGCUGUGCUGGACCUGCUCGGCGUGCGUGGCGCACACCCGACCAACCCUGGACAGAACGCGCAGCAGCUCGCUCGCAUCGUCGCGUCCGCGGUCAUGGCUGGGGAGCUCUCGCUCAUAUCUGCACUUGCCGCCGGCCACCUUGUUCGCGCACACCUUGCACACAACCGCUCGCAGCUCAACACUCCCCUGCCCUCGCGGCCACACACGCCGGGCCCCGAAGAGGCCAAGUUCCAGCUACCGACCCCGAGCGAGAGCGACAGGUCAGUGGCGUCGCAAGCGCAAGGGUACGUUGUUGAGGCGAAGUGACCGCCCUAUCGCCAUCGUCUGGUCUCUUGGUUGUUAGCUUGUUGUAUGGUCGUCUUUGCAUGCUUUGCUCGGAGGAGGGGAACAUGGUCACAACAAACAUUUCCUGUCUAUGUAUUGAUAUCCAUCACACCACGUCCUUUUUCGCACGUCACUUAGUGUUUAUUCCUUGCUCCCAUUUGACUACCGCCCACUACAAUCGCACACAAAUUCGUUACCCCAUACGCACUGUCACAUAGUCGGUACUUACUAUCCCUUGUACUACUUCUUGCACCAUGAAUGCAAUGCAUAGAUUUGC